GUAGUUCGCUGGACACAUUUCACUGUGCCUUUAAAGACAGGGACGUCCGACGGAAUGACACUCCAUCCCAACCAGUCCUGCGAAAUGCCGACGUGACACAAUUACCAUCGUGCGAUUGAAAAAAAAAGAGCGCCAAGAGGGAAGAUAACGCUGGACUCUGGAAGUGAAAGUGCUGCUGUCGCCGCGCAGAAGAGGUUUGUUUUUGAAGCUGAAUUUAACGGGGCAAGUUUUGUGAAAAUGGCUCCAAGACGUCGCAACCGCCCGCACCUUAUCAUUAUGAGGGGCUUGCCUGCAUCAGGAAAGACAGACUUAGCAAGGAAAACCAUGGAGGGAUAUGGUAAUGCAGGAUUCAUACUGAGCACGGAUGAUUAUUUCAUCAAUGAUUAUGGUCACUAUAACUUUGACUACAAUCAGCUGGGAGAAGCACAUGCAUGGAAUCAGGACAGAGCUGAGGAAGCCAUGAGAGACCGUGUUCAUCCAAUCAUCAUCGACAACACCAACAUUCGUCGGCGACACAUGAAACCUUACGUUCAAAUGAAGGGUCUUCGGAGGCAUACGACGCAGGAUUUGACGGAGGACGGAGGCGGAGACUGCUUCCAUAGCAAAGACAGGGUCUCGACUAUGGCUACUUCAUCAGGUUUAUGGAAACACCAGACUACAGUGUCGACGAGCUGCAUGAGAGGUAUCCUGGGAUAGAUAAGCAGGACUUGUACAGGAUGAAGAGGAACUAUGAACCGGCUGAGACCAUUUAUGAUGUCCUGUAUGAUAUAUCCGGCACGUAGAAGAGUCAUCAACGGUCAUCGGCGGCUUGUGACCGGUCAGACGGCUCGUCGGUGCUUAACAAAGUGAAUAAAAUGUUGCCGCAAAUGUUGAGGCUACUGCCAAAGUAUACAUUGUUAACAAACAUUCUUCAGGGAUAAAAUAUUGGUCGCAUAAAAUUAAAGCAAGGCUGAUCCCAGUUCAAUGACACUUUGUACCAUUGCUCAUUGGUUUUAAUUUUCAAAUUAUACUGACCAUUAGGAGUCUGAAAUGACCUGUUGUACCUUUAAGUCACUUCUCUUUCUAUCGAUGCUUCUCCCAUUUCCUUUCCUAACUGAAGCUCCUCAGUUGGGUUAUUGAACUCUAAUGUAUUGAUUCAGACAGACUCAAUACUGAGAACAAGAAUGAUCUCAAAUCAUAAGUACUUUACAGUCUGUAGGAGUGUAUCCUUAUUUCUUUGCUGCUUCUCCAUCUGUGCUUUCCACGAGACAACAUUAUUAAAUGUGCAAUUUGACAAGAGAGUCUGUUAAAUGUCUGAAAUGUAAGAAGUAGUAAGAAGUAAUAACAUUUAAGAGGAGUAAUUUAAAUAGUCAUAACACAGCUUUACAUACACCAUUAUAAGAUCAGAUGCAAAGCAGCCUUCU
Conger conger (European conger) is the source of this 1403-nucleotide messenger RNA. RefSeq names its product NEDD4-binding protein 2-like 1. Bases 238 to 696 code for a protein of 152 amino acids. The record is from RefSeq and is a predicted model, not a curated record. The transcript is spliced from 6 exons. Lineage: Eukaryota; Metazoa; Chordata; Actinopteri; Anguilliformes; Congridae.